Molecule: messenger RNA, 1802 nt
Organism: Galdieria sulphuraria
Lineage: Eukaryota; Rhodophyta; Bangiophyceae; Galdieriales; Galdieriaceae
Product: sucrose transporter, GPH family
Exons: 10
Coding region: 4-1644 (546 amino acids)
Biological process (GO): transmembrane transport
Cellular component (GO): membrane
Molecular function (GO): sucrose:proton symporter activity
Source: RefSeq, a predicted model, not a curated record
CUUAUGUCGGAAGAGGAGUCCAGCAGUAAUAGCUCAAAGCAACGCACCAUUUCUGAGUCGAAUGGAACCUUUUCGCACUCUCUUGCAACACCAAGAAGAGCGUAUUCAGCAACAGAUCCAAGACUGCUAUUCGGAAAGCGGUCUUCCAUUUCUACUCUUUUUGAAGAAGAGCCAUUUGUGCAUAGAGGAUAUGAGUCAAGUGAUGAGGAAAGGAAAAGAGCACGUGAACCAGUAGACAAAUUUCGCUUGAUUAUGCUAACUUUGGCUAUGGCGGGUAUUCAGUGUUGUUACGCAGUUCAGAUUGGACAUGGCAGUCCUACUCUGGAAAAAUUAGGUUUACCAACAGAACUUGUUUCUUUGGCUUGGUUGGCUGGCCCACUUUCUGGUAUUAUUGUUCAACCUAUCAUUGGCAUUCUUUCAGACUCUUGCCAACAUCCGUUUGGAAGAAGAAGACCUUUUCUCGUUGCUGGAACAGUUUUUACUUCAUUGGCGUUGAGUUUAUUAGGUAAUGCCGAUGUUAUCGGAUAUCUGUUUGGAGACAGUGUCGACUCUCAACCUGUUGGAUUAGCUAUUGCCAUCAGCGCUUUUUUCUUGCUUGAUUUUAGUAUUCAGGCGAUUCAGGCUCCCUUAAGAGCACUUUUAACAGAUAUUGUUCCUGAAGAACAACAAGCAGAAGGCAAUGCCUUAUUUGCGAUGAUGACUGGAGUAGGAAACUUGGUUGGGACUGCAAUGGGAUCUUUGCAGCUCAGUUUUAUGUUACCUUUUUUUGUCUCCGAUUCUCAAGCCUUAUUUUCUCUUGCUGCUGUUAUUUUAAUAAUUACGGUUUCUUUGUGUUGUUAUUAUGUUCAUGAAACUCCAGUUGGAGUUUUGAGUCGUAGUGAAUCAUUUGCUCAAAGAUUUCAUUCGGACCAAGGCAUCCUUAAAUUACUUGUGAAUGCACCUCGUCCAUUUUGGAGAGUCUUUAUUGUGCAAUUAUUUACUUGGUAUGGCUUCUUUACAGUAUUUGUUUAUGCCAGUGUAUGGGUUGGUCGAAAUGUAUAUAAUGGUAAUGGUGCUUUUCCUUUAAACAGUCCACAACUUCAAGCAUAUGAUGAAGGAGUACGUUUGGGCAAUCUUGGGUUGAGUUUGGAUGCUGCAGUAGCAAUGGGAUAUUCGACCAUUCUUCCACGUCUUAUAGAAAAGUAUGGAAUGGGAUUCAUGUAUUGUUUUUCACAAUUAGUAGAAGCAUUUUGCUUGGUAGUUCCUUUCUUUAUAAGAGGGCCUUCUCAGGAACGGUCUCCUUCCUUAUCAUUGAAAGUACUGACUUUGAGUAUUCUUGCACUGUUUGGUAUACCUUGGUCUAGUACGAUGACUAUUCCUUGGGCUCUGAUGGGAACUGCAGUCUAUCGAGUAGAUCCUAAUCGAAUCGGACUGUAUUCUACUUUUUUUAAUCUGAGCCAAUCUGGACCUCAGCUAUUGGUUUCUUUAGGGUCUCCAAGAAUACUAAAAAAGACAGGUGAUGUAAGCGUUGUUCUAUUAUUAGGAGGUUUGAGUGCGAUGAUAAGCGCCUCUUUGGUAUACAUAUUGCGAGUUUAUAUUUUAGAAAAUGAUGAAACAUCGAACGGUUCACGACUGGUAUCAAAUCAUGCUAGUUUUUCGGAAUAGCAACAUGGGCGACUAUUCUUUGGCCUUUUUUGGUACAUUGAAGAAUAUCACAUGAUAAGCUGGUACUAUCUUUGGAUGUAGACAAUCAUUUGUAUAUUACAACUAAUGCAUGUUGUCAAUAAACCCCCAAAUGGGCAAAUGGGUUUAAAAAAAAAUAG